AUGGGCCAGAAAGUUGGCAAGGCCAGCUUCGGGGAUGUAGUCAAGCCUUUCGUGAACCUUCCUGAUGAGUCCAUCCGAGCGCUAUGGCAGGAGUUCAACUUGUGCGCCACUGGCUGGGGGGUGAGCCCCAAGUUCUUCAACCAGCUGUGCCAGGCUAUGGCUAAGUCGAUAGGCACUGAAGCGAACGAGGUCGCCAACAAAGAGUUUUUCGCUGCUCUCGAUACAGACAAGAACAACCUCGUCGAUGGCCUGGAGCUCAUGUCCACGCUUGGGAUGCUCUCGGGGAUGCCGCGCGAAGACAAGGUGGAGUUCGUGUUCUCGUGCUACGACGUGGGCGGGAGAUCCACCCUCAGCAUGAACGAACUUUUCCUGCUGCUGAAAAGUACCUCGGCCGGGCUCUGCAAGCUGUCCGGCAUCGACGCCCCCGACUCCGCGCGUUUGGAAUCCAUUGCAAGCCUUGUGUUUAUGCACAACAAGACCGGCGUGGAAGGAGGCUUGUCCCUUGACACCUUGUCCAGCUACUGCGACGCCAACCCUGUGGCUUCCAGCUGGCUUGCCUUCUAUGAUGACUGCGAGGGGCAGAAGUGCGACGCCAACGCCAACGGAGGCGACCCGUCGACCGUUCUCGAGACCGCCGCGCCGGACAUCCACGAAGAGGAGGCGGUCUUUGCGCCGCGCUCGCGGGCCCAGGAGAACGCCAACGCGGGCACUGUCACCGAGCGCGCCGAGGGCGGGCCGCCGCCUCCACCCAAGGGAGCGUGGGUCGAGGCCGCCAAGGAGCUUGUCCCCCCCCCACCCCCCCCUGAGGAGGGGGAAAACCCCGACGAGGACGCCGAAGCGGAUGACGGCGAAGACGGCGACGGCGCCGCCGCCGCCGCCGGAAAAGACGGCCCGCCUCCGCCGCCCCCGCCGCCACCGCCGGCGCCCCCGGCCCCAGACACGCAGCUGUCCCUGGAGUGGGUGUACGGGUACUCCGCGGCUUACUCUCGGGCUUCGGCGUGUUACUUUUCGGUGACGAACAGCAGCGAUGCAUCAGGUGGUGGUGGCGGCGGCGUGGGCGUGGUGUAUCCUGCCGGGAAAGUGGCCGUGGUGCUAGCCCAACCGCUCGACGAGGAAGGAGCGGAGGUGGAAGGUGACAGGGCCCAAACCUUCAUGCAGGAACACACGGACGAGAUCACGGCCCUGGCGGUGAGCCCUUGCGGCAAGUGGGUCGCCACCGGAGAAGCGGGUGCCCAACCCAAGGUGUUUGUCUGGAACGCCACAACGAAGCAGAUCAGGAUGACGGCCGCAGGUUUUCACACGGUAGGCGUUGCCGGUCUGGCGUGGUCACCCUGCGGGAGCCUGCUGGCCUCCACCGGGGCUGACGAGCACCACUGCCUGCAAAUCGUCGAAGCUUCGACAGCACGGCCUGUCUUCGGGACCCGGACUGGCUUGAGCCGACCGCUCGGCAUGGCGUGGACCGCAGACGGCAGCUCUCUCGUAACGUGCGGCCAGACACACAAGGACAGCCCUCCCCUGGUGUUCUGGGUGAAGGAGGCGUCGACGGGUUCCUUCGCCAAGAAAAGAGGCAUCGCUCGAGACGGAAACCUUGCCCCGUCCUCUGACGUCCAGCUGGUCGUUUGCGCCGCCCCGGGUCCACGGGGAACCGCCAACGCCAAUCUACCUCCUUGCAUGAUCUCCGGCACCGCCAACGGUGGCCUGUGCUUGUGGAGGGGGCGUAACUGCUCCAAGGCCGUCAAGGACGCGCACUCCGCGGCGUUGGAGGUUCUGUCGGUCGGGACCAUCGCUGGCGGCGCAGUGGUCGCUUCGGGUGGACGCGAUGCGAAAGUAAAGUUAUGGUCCAUCGUUGACCUGGCGCCCCUGGCUACGCUCGAUGUCAUGGCGACGCCGUCGGUGGCCGGCCUUCGACAAGUGCGGUCGAUCUGCCUUUCCUCGGACGGCACCAAGGUUCUCGUGGGCACCCUCGGAAGCGACAUCCUCGAGCUCGCCACGGUCGAGAAACCGAGCGGGGGCGAUGAUGGCGAGGAAGAAGAGGAGCCGCCGGCCGAUGCGGAAGACGGAGGAGAAGGUGCUGUGCCAAAGGCGAAGCCCUCCGGAAUCGGUCGAGUUCUCAACGGGGGGCAGCCUCUCGCGUGCGGGCACUGUAAGGGGGAUACGGCCGGGACCGGGGGAGAGCUGAAGGGCGUCGAUGUCUCUCCGCAAGGGGACCAAUUCGUGACGGUGGGAGACGACGGAACGGUGCGCGUUUGGUCGAAUGUCGACAAAAAAGUCAUCAAGACUUUCAAUAUCGGGUCCCCGGCGCUGUCGGUAUCGUACUCUCCGGAUGCAUCUCUCAUCGCGGUUGGCUUGGGCGGGGGCGGCGUGACGGUGGUGAAGCCAUCCGAGGAAGACGUGACGAUUCUUCAGCUUGAAAAGCAACUCGACGCGUUCCAAGGGGCCGGGGCCGGGAGCGGAGGCGCCACUUGCGUCCGCUUUUCCCCCAGCGGCACCACGCUGUCGGCGGGUGGCGGGAACGGUAGCGUCAAGGCGUGGGGCACGGCGGAGAGUGACUGGGAGGCCACGGGGUCCGCGGAGAACGUGGUGUCGGAAUCGGUCGUGGGCAUGGACUUCACCGCGGACGGGCGAUUCUUGAUGCUCAACUCUAGCGGAAUGGAAAUGAUAGUGAUCAACGCCGAAACGUGCAAGAAAGCUUCGCCCAAGGACAUGAAAGCCCUCCGGGGCGAGGGCGAGGGCGGGGAGGUGGCCACCUGGGCGACGUCCACAUGCACCAUGACGGACGGGAAACAGGCUGCCUGGGCGACCUUGCUAUCGUCGGCGGAGAACGAUGGCAACGGCGACGACGACACCAACAACGGAGACACCGCAACAACGGGGUCACCCUCGCCACCUCCACCGGCCGCCACGCUGACCGGUUCCGACCUGGUUCGGGGAGGCGAUGCGCCUGUCCUGCUUGCGUCCGACAGUCUCGGUCGUGUAGGGUUCCUUCGCUACCCGGCUAAACUUCCGCCCGAGAUGGCGCCCCCUAGCGAUGCCGACGCUGCGGGUGCCGCUGCGCCCUCGGCGGAAGAGAGUGCUGGUGGAGAGGAAAAGGUCGCUGAUCCUGAUGCUCCACCGCCACCAAGCCCGGAGGAAGUGGAAGCAGCGGCGGCGGCGGCGGCUGCCGUCAUGGCCGAGGCCGUCGAGGCUGCUGUACCUCAUGUUUCCACGUUGAAGGCCCACGCGGGCAAGGUAGCGGCGGCGAGGCAGAUCGGGGACGGCGGCGGAGUCCUCACGCUAGGAGCUACUGACAGGUGCGUGUACCAGUGGGCGGUGGCUCUCGAAGAAGGGGAGGAAAGCGGCGAAGAGCUCCCGGACCCCCCCGCCUGCAACGCCCCGGUCCCGAAGAAAGCCUCUGGCGGAGAGGACGAUGAAGAGGAGGAAGCCGACGGCGGCGACGAAGACGAGGAAGGCGAGCACGUUGCCGCUGCCGCCUGGUCAGGAGACGACGAAGACUUGGUCGGAAACGCCCCGAAAGAGCCUGGAUCUAGGUUCGCGACCGGCAGCCAGGACAUAUCGGCUUUCCUUACGCAACAGGCAAGCGCGGAGUCCGAAUCGUUGCCCUCCAUGUUACCGUCUUGGCUGCGAGGAGCGGCUAGUUCCCAGCCGGCGCCGUGCAUUCCCGACGAUGACCUGGAGCUGGAGUGGAUCCAUGGAUACUCGGCGCAGGGGUCGAGGCAAAACCUCGUGUAUAACUGCAACGGCGAAAUCGUCUACCCCGCGGCGUGCGCCGGAGUGGUCAUGACCAAGCGCACCAAGCCGCUUUCGCACAGGCAGACCUACAACCUCGACCACACCCAGGCCAUCACCUGCUUGGCGAUGCACCCCGACAAAGCCCACGUGGCGACGGGACAGGAGGGCUCCUGCCCAAUUGUCUUGGUGUGGGACUCCGCGAGUAGACCUUUGAAGACCAAAGCGCGCUUGCAGUUGGGCGACGACAAGAAAGGGGUAUCGCAGGUGUGCUUCAGCUCCGAUGGGAAGCUGCUGGCUGUAGCGUGCGAGGACAAGGGCCACACGGUCAUGGUGUUCCGUUGGGAGUCCGGCCUUCUCCGGUGCCAGGCUAGGUUGGGGGUGAAGAAGGCGUUGUCGAUGUGCUUCAGUUUCAACUCCGACGAGCUGCUGGCCGUUGGCCACAAGCACUUUAAAGUCUGGACGCUUUCUGGAGGCGGGCUCAUGCAGGGGAAGCGAGGUCUGUUUGGCUCAGGCUCGAAGGUGCAAGCCCUUACGUGUGCCGUGGCGAUAUCAAACGGGGAGGGAGGGGGCUCCUCCUUCAUCCUGGGCGGCUCCAGCGGCAGCCUGCUCAAGCUCGAUGGAGGCCGCAAGGUUUCCUCGGAGAUCGAGGGCCAUGAGGGACCGGUGUACGCGCUCUAUGCCUACCCCGCGCCGGACGGCUCAGGAACAUGCCUGGUAACGGGAGGCGGUGACGGAAAGAUCAAGACUUGGGACGCUGAGCUCGGUAUGGUGAACGAGUUUGAUCUAGUGGGGAGGCCGUAUCUAUCGGGCGGGACCCCCUGCGUCCGGUCAGUGUGCCUGAACGACCACUCGGACGGCAGGAAGAUCCUCGUCGGAACAUCUUGCAGUGAGAUUUUCGAGAUUUCCGCGAGCGAGGGGACGGACGUCAACGACGGAGACUGCCUGAUGCGGGGCCACUUCCGGGACCAGCUAUGGGGUCUUGCGUCGCACCCAGCAAAGCCGGUGUACGUUAGCUCGGGCGAUGAAGGCAUGCUGAAGGAGUGGAACGCGACUACCCUGGCUCUCAACAGGGAGAUCGAUCUCGAAGGCUGGAUCCGCGCCGUACGAUACUCGCCCAACGGCUUGCUCAUCGCCUGCGGUAUGGGUGGGGAAACGGAGGCAAACGGCAAGCGUCACUCGCCGAGGGAAGAAGACGGAACGAUCAAGAUAGUCUCUGGCAUGGAAGAAGCCUUCCGCGUCGUGAACACCCUCUCGGACGCCCUGGGGCCCAUCACCUGCAUCCGCUUUAGCCCGGACGGCAACCGAAUGGCGGGUGCGUCUCUCGACGGCAAUAUCUACAUCUACUCGGUGCUGGAGAACUUCAAGCUCGAGUGCAUCGGCGAAGGGGGUCAGGGUGGUAUACUGAGGAUAGACUUCUCCAAGGACGGCAAUUGGAUACGGGCCGAGGCGCGGAGCAAGGCCGAGGGCGCGACAGCAUCGCCUCUUGCCAUCAUCCUCCUUUCAGCGUCUUCAGGGGAAAUCUGCGAAGAUCAGGCGGUCGUGGAUCCUGUGGUCGGGUUUUCCACGUGGUCUGGGUUGUGUAGCGACCACGUGAGCGGUGUGUGGCCGGCCGAUACAACCAGUCCCCUAGAUGUGAUGUCUUGCUGCCGCUCGCUCGAGGGAAAUCUCUUAGCGACGUCCGAUGCUCGCGGCGAUGUCAAGCUCUUCAGGUACCCCGCCACAGGCGCUGGCGCCUCCUUCAAGGCGUUCAAGGUUCAUGCCCCAGGAGUGCGCUCUGUGUGUUUCCUCGACAAGGGCAUCCGCAGCCAGCAGGUCAUCUCGGUCGGGGGGAAAGAUCGCUGCGUCGCCCAGUGGAAAGUUGUUCACCCAGACGAAGCUGCCGGCGGCAAUAUGGAGGAUGCCUCCAGUGCGGGAGCUGCGGAAAAGGACCCGUGGGUGCAACAGGAGCUGCUCGCGCUGGCCAAUCAACGGGAGUCAGCGGCGCGAUCACUAUCAGCACCAACAGCAGCACGUCCUUGGGAAUCCGGAGCGGGUCUGGCGGCGGCAGCGCCGACCUCUGAACGGUCCCCCCCCGCUGGGAUAGCAUCGUUAGAUCUGGAGUUCGCCCACGGGUACAACUCAUCGGGGAUGGCUAGGGACAACCUGGGUUUCUCCAACUCAGAUAGGGUAAUCCUGCCGUGCGCUUCGGUCGGAGUGGUGUACGACAAGGCCUCCCACUCGCAGGUGCUGUUGGCCGGUCACUGCGGCCGUGUUUCCAGCUUGGCUGUGUCACCGUGCGGCCGUUUCGUAGCGACGGGGCAGGAAGGGAAGAACGCCUCCGCCAUGAUCUGGGACCCCGCCACCGGACACCGAACUUGCGUCCUUCCCGCCUCGCUCUUCGGGGCCGUGCGGCGGCUGUCCUUCUCGCCCGACGGCUCGAUGCUGUGCGGCAUCGGCGCCGACCGCGACAACUCCCUGUGCGUCUGGUCCUCCGCCUCCGGCACGUGGACCGACGGGGCCAGGGUGGCGCUCGGACAGGGACCCAGGCGCCCCGCAAUGUUCGUGACCUGGGCUGCUGCUGCCGACGGAAAGCAAGAGAAGUCGUCGCCCCCGUACCAGGUCAUGACCGGCGGCCAGAACUACGUCGUCUUCUGGACCCUGCGGCCGAGCCUGUCGUCCCGCCUCGGAAACGUACGCCGCAGCUGUCCCCCGGCCGAUGGCGCCACCGCUACCGCCGCUGAAAGCUCCUCAGAAGCAGAGCGGGCUCCGGCGUCAAACGAAACGGUCUCUGGGGCUACCAAGUCCUCGGUGAUCUCGUCUGCCGAGAAGGCGAUGGUCGAGACCUUCACGUGCGGCGUGGCCAUCGGGUGCGGGGGAGGGAAGGCCGGGUCUACGUCGGCCGGAGGUGCCGGGGAAGAGGCGGCGGGAGCUGUUGUCACGGCCGUGACAGGCACGGCUAGCGGCGCCAUCGCGGUCUGGGAGAACUUCGAGUGCGUGAAGAUGGUGCUGGGGGUGCAUGGCGCGUCGGCCGUGCUCUGCUUGAGCCCCACCUACUCCGGCGGGUUCGUGUCCGGAGGAGCCGAUGGCAACGUUUGCGUCUGGGACAACCAACUCAACGUGAAGGGCUCAAUCAUCACCAUCCGCCAGGAGGGCAGCCCGUCCGAGGCCGUGCGAGCGGUUACCGUCAACAGGAAAGAGAGCAACAUGGCCUGCGGCACAUCAUCGGGUCGGGUGAUUGAGGUCUCGCUCGACUCCGGCGACACGUCCGUCCUCAUCGACGGCCCCGCUCCGGGCCCCCCCCCCGUUGACAACACGGCCGACGGCGCCACGGCCGCUGCUGCCAUGAACCGCGCCGCCGCCGCCGUAGCCGCGAGCCCGAAAGACGCCGACGUCUUCCUGACCGCGGCGCUCGACGGCUACCUGCGGAGGUGGUCCACCGGGGGGCGCCGCCUCACCGCCAAGCUGGCCGUCGGCGCCACGAUGGCGGCCGUUGCGACCGGGCCGGCGACGGUGGCGGCGGCCCCGGGGAUCGGGGCGGUGGAGUGGACCCCGAAGGGGUCGUUCGCGGUGUGCGGGCUGACGACCGGGGACAUCGUGCUCGUGUCCCCUGACGGGGACAUGUCGGUGCUCUCAAGAUGCCCUAGCGACAAGAAGCCGAAGUCCCCGAUCAGCGCCAUCGCUGUAUCCCUGGACGAGGCCACCAUGGCCGUCGGGUGCGAGAAUGGCUCGCUCCACGGCAUGAAGCUAUCGCAGGGCGGCAUGGGCGUCCAGCACGUUUGGUCGAAGCCGCCGCCGGGUGAAGCGGCGUCCGUUCUCGCGAUGGACAUUUCUGCGGAUGGCAAGAUCUUCCGGUACUGUGAUGCGAGGGGAGUUCUCUCCUACGCAACCUCUGCCGGGGAUGCCAUGCCCGUAGCUCCGGUGGGGGACGAGGCAUCCACCUGGGCCAGCAGCAAGUGCUUCGUAGGGCACUGGGGAGUACGCGGCGCGUCCAACACCGGUUCAGGCGUUGAGGCCUCCGCUUCAGGCCGAUCGCACGGCAAGGACAUCCUCGCCGCCUGCUCCGACGCCGCCGCCAUUGGCCUGUGGCGCUACCCGGCAUCCAAGGAGGGGGCGGCGUGCGUCAAGGGAACCGAUGCCCGGGUGACCGCACCGGCGGCUCUUGCUUUCACGGCGGAUGACUCAAAGCUCAUCGCCGUGGGUGGACACGAUCACUCCGUGCUGCAAUGGGGCAUAUCUCGCUCCAAGUAG
This is a messenger RNA of Ectocarpus siliculosus, 7956 nucleotides long. The record is from the annotation of a GenBank genome assembly. NCBI's taxonomy places the organism in Eukaryota, Phaeophyceae, Ectocarpales, Ectocarpaceae.